Molecule: messenger RNA, 942 nt
Organism: Ipomoea triloba (trilobed morning glory)
Lineage: Eukaryota; Viridiplantae; Streptophyta; Magnoliopsida; Solanales; Convolvulaceae
Exons: 1
Coding region: 1-942 (313 amino acids)
Source: RefSeq, a predicted model, not a curated record
AUGGAGGAUAGUCCUCGUCGUCAGUUGGCUAGGAUGCAAGAGAGAAUCGACUGCUUACAACGUGAGCUUCGUGAAAAGAACGGUGCAGAUAAAGAGCCGCCUAGUCCACUGAUCACCACACCCUUCACUGACGAUGUCAUGAGCUUGCAUUACCCACAAGAUCUCAGGAUCCCGAUGAUGCGGACCUACAUCGGUCGGUCGGACCCUCAAGAACACAUCGACAUGUACUAUGGCAACAUGUUGAUGUUGGGAGUAACUGAUGCAGUCAUAUGCAGAGCUUUCUUUGCCACUUUGGCAGGCAAAGCAGCCGAGUGGUUUAGGAAGUUGGAACCUCGGUCGAUUGGAAACUUCAGCCAGCUAGCUGACAAGUUCGCGAGGCGGUUCGCAGUCAGCAGAUCGAAAAAGAAGCCCUACACAUAUCUGAAUGGAGUCAAGCAUGACCCGGGGGAAACCUUGUCCGCUUUUUUGCACAAAUGGGAUCGUGAGAUCAACCAGGUAGAACCAAUGGAAGACCAAGCAGCAAUCCACGCUCUCCUCACGUCGCUCUGUUCUGGGCCGCUCUACUACGACCUCGUCGUCCAUCCCCCCAAAACUUACGAAGAGGCGAUUACCCGGGCCAGGCACCAUGCAGACGCUACAGAGGCUAACAUGGCUAAGAGACGAGAAGAACAACCGGUUGGUCGGGAUAGAGGUCACGACCCGAGGAGAGAUCGAGAGCGUUUUAAGCAACGUGGCCGACCGGAGGAUGGACCGCGAUUCACUCCGUUAACCAAACCCCUAGUGGAAGUCUUGCAAUAUGCCGAGCAAUGCAACCUGGUCCAUCCACCCGACCCGGUACCCGAAGGACCAGACAAGAACAAAUACUGUGCUUUUCACAAAACGAAGGGUCAUGAGACAGCGGAGUGCAUCGCCCUACGUCUGGUUAUUGAGCAACUCAUUUAA